This is a messenger RNA of Plectropomus leopardus (leopard coralgrouper), 2514 nucleotides long. The record is from RefSeq and is a predicted model, not a curated record. NCBI's taxonomy places the organism in Eukaryota, Metazoa, Chordata, Actinopteri, Perciformes, Serranidae.
CUCCAAAUCACGGCACCGUAACCUCUGUUUCCUCGUGCAGCUCCUGUGUAUUGACGAGGCCACAGCCAGCGUGGAUCAGAAGACGGACAAACUGCUGCAACAGACCAUCAGAGAGACGUUUCAGGACAAGACUGUCCUCACUAUUGCACACAGGAUCAACACCAUCAUGGACUGCGAUAGGGUACUGGUGAUGCAUGCUGGGAAGGUGGCGGAGUUCGACACCCCGGCUGCUCUCUGCCAAACUGACCGCUCCAUCUUCCACAGGCUGGUCGGCUUGAGAGGAGAGUGAGGCGACUAAGAGGAAAAGAUUUAUUUUUAUAUUUUCAUCGUGCAGGUUUGCUGAGAACUCGCUGCAUUUUUCCGCUCCGUCCAGCUUUGCACUUUUACAGCUUUUACAGCUUUUACAGCUCGCAUUUAAAAAGUCUUCUACUGUUGGAGCGAAAAAGGAGACAAAAUGCCUUCUUCAAAGGUUUGAUUUGCCUGGGAAAUAAUGGGUUUGUGGAUAUUUACUUAUUUUUUGCUGAUUUAGUUUCUUUAAAUUGAUCAUUUUAAUGUUGAAACAGCGUCAACUGAAAUGUUCUUGAAUGUCUGAAUUUUCUUUGUGAGGAACUAAAACCUACUCGUCCCUUAAAUGGCUUUUUUCUCCUCCUUGGUCAGAUUUUUGUGGGACGUUUUUAACUACAAGGCAAUACGUUUGCGCUGCAUAUUCAUAAAUUAACAAGUUGUCCAGCUGAGAUUUGUUUUGAUUUAUUACUGCAAGCAGGUACUGUCAGCAUGCCGUACUUUAGAGUCACUAUACUCAACCGGUCCUUCAUCGUCUGACUAGAUUUAUUCUUUUCGCUGAUUCAGAGUUUUUGUGGAGCUGUUUCAGUGUACUACUUUAUUGUAUAUUUCUAUAUUCUUCUUACUCAGUAUGCACUAGGGGAAAAAAUCAUCCAGUAAUAGGCUUCUGUUCACCGGCCAUAGUGGCUGAUGGGAGACAUUACCUUCAGUCACGUUUGAUUAUUUUGGAAGUAACAGUUAAAAGGAUGAAAUAUAAAAAUGCAUAUUCUCUGUCGGCUAUAGAUGUAGACAGUUGCAAAAAGCUCCCAGAGUAAAGAAAUCAUUUUAGUUGAAUAAGCAUUAAUCUAAGAACCUAAUAUAAACAUAUUUCUGUUGAAAAAUUGGAAAAGCAUUGAUUUAUAUAGAAAAAAUAUCUGUGUACCGUUACGUUAUGUCAGAUGUCACUGCAGGUUCAGGAGCCUGUUUCUGGUUUCAGGAGUAUUUCUUGAGCAAUAUCAGUUUGACACAACAGCUUAACGCUAAUUUGAAUGAAUGAUCUUUGUGUCAGUAAUCUCAAAUCUCAAAAGUGGAAGUUGAUGACGGAUCACUUUACAAUCAUCCGAAAGUUUUCUGUACUUACUGUUCUAUUUUCAGAAUAGUUGAAGAUGAAAAGAUGGGAUUUAGAAGGUCUAUCUUUGAUAGUGUUGUCAGUUACUCUGUUGCAGUGUUUGAAGGAUUUAACAUCCAUUCUCUGGGAACAGCGUUGAAAUAAUGACUUUUAGUGUGUUUUGGUGUUCCUCAGGGAAGCUGUUUUGGUCCUCUGAUGUUUUUGUUAUAUGUGCAAACAACAAAAUGUUGAUUUCUGCAGCUACGGUCUAUACCUACUUCUGUUCAUUUCUUCCGCUGCCAGUUUGUUAGGAGUUCACAGCUGCACCCCAAAGAGAGAAAACGAGAGGCGGGACUUUUAUCGACUGUGCUCCUAAAUCUUUGACUUUGAAACGUUUUACCAAAAGACAAAAGAGACAGAAAGCUUUCAUAACUGACCACUUAACACACUUUUUUAUGUUUUUUUUUCUUUUUUAAGGUUAUUUUUUGGAACAUUUUUGCCUUUAUUGGACAGUUGACAGCGAGGAUUCAUACAGAAAACCAGAGAAGCACAUUGGCUGUCUUUUGUGGGAGUGGAUGUGAGAGCCGUAUACAUCAAGUUCAUUGUGAUUAACAUAUUACAUAAGACGAUAAUCUCAGAGGUUUCGGAUGGCACGCAUGAAUUGCCUGGUUACUUUUCAUACCUUGAUAUUACCUUUGUCACUUAGUUAUUGUUACACUUAUCAAAACAAAAAUGCAGCCAGUGUGUGUGUGUGUGUUUUGGUCAUUUCUAAACACAAGGUCUUUUCUUGCAACCAGGCGGGAUGUUUUUAGGAUAAACCAGAGGAUUCAGUCUCACUGGAGGCGAAGAUUCAAACCUCCAGUCUGUGUUGUGUUAGUCGUCUCUUGUCUCUGUUUAUAAUGUGUUUCCGUUACAAAAACAACUACGACUUAAUUUACCUAUAUUUUUCCAAACCUGUGUAUACAUCAGAACAUGUCACCUCCCUGACAGUUUUAUACUGUAUUGAGAUAUUUUAUGGAUUUAAGCUUUUUGAACAUGAAUAACUGUUGGUGCAUGAAACUUUAAGAGUACGUGAAAAAAAUCCUGAAAAUAUCUGGUAACAUGGGAAGAAAGCAAAUGACCCAAAAAAUGUGCAACAAAUUAGG